CCACGUCAUCGCCGCCCCUGUCCCCGCCCACAACAACAUCCAACAUGGCGGCGUCUGUUCGCGAGAAGCAGACAGUGGCUCUGAGGCGCAUGCUGAACUUCAACGCUCCUCCUGUGAAGAACACUGCAGCAGAGCCAGUAUGGAAGGUGCUGAUCUACGACCGCUUCGGUCAGGACAUCAUCUCACCUCUGCUGUCCGUCAAAGAGCUGCGAGACAUGGGCAUCACGCUGCACCUGCUGCUUCACUCCGACAGAGAUCCCAUUCCCGAUGUCCCGGCCAUCUACUUUGUCAUGCCCUCAGAGGAGAACAUGGACAGGAUCUGUCAGGACUUGAGGAACCAACUGUACGAGUCGUACUACCUGAACUUCAUCUCCGCCAUCAGUCGAAGUAAACUGGAGGACAUCGCCAGCGCCGCUCUGGCCGCCAACGCCGUCAGCCAAGUGACCAAGGUGUACGACCAGUACCUGAACUUCAUCACUCUGGAGGACGACAUGUUCAUCCUGUGCCACCAAAACAAGGAGCUCAUCUCCUACCACGCCAUCAACAGAGGGGACAUCCUGGACACGGACAUGGAGGCCAUCAUGGACACCAUCGUGGACAGCCUCUUCUGCUUCUUCGUCACGCUGGGAGCUGUGCCCAUCAUUCGUUGUCCCCGUGGUAACGCAGCAGAGAUGGUGGCCGUGAAGCUGGACAAGAAGCUCCGGGAGAACCUGCGCGACGCCAGGAACAGCCUCUUCACAGGAGACAACAUGGCCGCCGGACAGUUCAGCUUCCAGAGACCUCUCUUCGUCCUGGCCGACCGCAACAUGGACAUGGCCACGCCCCUUCACCACACCUGGACCUAUCAGGCGCUGAUCCACGACGUGCUGGACUUUCACCUGAACAGGGUGACCAUGGAGGAGGGCGCGGGGGCGGAUCCGUCUCCCGCCGGCGCCAGACCCAAGAAGAAGAGCAGGAGGACGCUGGACCUGACGGCCGCCGACAGGUUCUGGCAGAAGCACAAGGGCAGUCCCUUUCCAGAGGUGGCGGAGUCGGUCCAGGAGGAGUUGGACAAGUACAGGGCGCAGGAGGACGAGGUCAAACGUCUGAAGAGCAUCAUGGGCCUGGAGGGCGAGGACGACGGCGCCAUCAGCAUGCUGUCAGACAACACCGCCAAGCUCACCUCCGCCGUCAGUUCUCUGCCUGAGCUGCUGGAGAAGAAGCGUCUGAUCGACCUGCACACCAACGUGGCCACGGCCGUGCUGGACCACAUCAAGACUCGAAAGCUGGACCUUUAUUUUGAAUAUGAGGAGAAACUGAUGAGCAAGUCCACUUUGGACAAAUCCCUGCUGGACAUCAUCAGUGACCCUGAUGCCGGCACUCCAGAGGACAAGAUGCGACUCUUCCUCAUCUACUACAUCACAGCCCAGCAGCCUCCUUCUGAGGCAGACUUGGAGCAGUAUAAAACGGCUCUGUUGGACGCCGGCUGUGACCUUUCCCCUCUGGGCUACAUCAAACAGUGGAAGGCCUUCACCAAGAUGGCCACCACUCCAGCCAACUACGGCAACAGUGGGGUGAAGCCCAUGGGCCUCUUCUCCAGAGUGAUGAACAGCGGCUCCCAGUUGGUCAUGGAGGGAGUGAAGAACCUGGUGCUCAAACAACACAACCUUCCCGUCACCCGGACCCUGGACAACCUGAUGGAGAUGAAGUCCCACGCUGAAACAGACGACUAUCGCUACUUUGACCCCAAGAUGCUGCGAGGCAGCGAGAGCUCCGUUCCCAGAAACAAGAACCCGUUCCAGGAGGCCAUUGUGUUUGUGGUGGGAGGAGGAAACUACAUCGAGUACCAGAACCUAGUUGACUACUCUAAAUCCAAACAGGGCAAGAAGAUCAUUUAUGGCUGCAGUGAACUCUUCAAUGCCGCUCAGUUCAUCAAACAACUGUCACAGCUGGGCCAAAAGUGAGGCGGACCCUCAAGAAGAAGAAUGGCGGUCCUUUUGUGUAUACUGUCAACGUGAAUAAAAUGACUCAACGCAC
Nerophis lumbriciformis (worm pipefish) is the source of this 2016-nucleotide messenger RNA. It is a transcript of the gene scfd1, whose product is annotated as sec1 family domain containing 1. Gene Ontology annotation, biological process: vesicle-mediated transport. NCBI's taxonomy places the organism in Eukaryota, Metazoa, Chordata, Actinopteri, Syngnathiformes, Syngnathidae. The record is from RefSeq and is a predicted model, not a curated record.